AUCCAAAAUAAUUUACGUGCAUUCUCGCAGUUAUGGAGAGAAUAUAUAUCUGAGGGCCGAGGCAGUCACGGAACGAAUAGCAGUAUAAUUUUAUAAAUUAUUUCCGUUAUUCGGUUGGGAAAGUGGUCGAAACUCUUGAAGCUACCAUUUGAUUAUCCUAACGUGAACAGAAAAAAAUGGCUCAAAACCUUCAACUAUUUCCUAAUGGCAUGCCCGUUCUUUUUUAUGGUGAAUUGUUUGUUUUGGCCAGAGAUGGCGUUGAGUUUGAAAUCGACAAGAUCCCCGGGAGAGGAAAAGUGAAAGCCAAGGGGACUAUCUACUUGUCUAACGUACGCAUGGUAUUUGUUGCAAGCAAGCCUACUGGGAAUUUCUAUGCAUUUGAUAUGCCUCUGUUGCAUGUUCAUGGGGAGAAAUUCAACCAGCCAAUCUUUCAGUGCAACAAUAUUUCAGGACACGUGGAACCGGUUGUUCCUGAAACUGAGAAUAGGGCGCUAUACUCAACUCACUCGUUCAAGAUUUUGUUCAAGGAAGGAGGCUGUGGCACCUUUAUCCCAUUAUUCUUCAACUUAAUCAGCUCUGUGAGGCAGUACAACCAACAUGCUGCAUCUGUCCCUGAGCCUCGUGUUGAUCCAUUACGUGCAGCACAAACUCCUGUGGACGAAAUGAUGAGACACGCGUAUGUCGAUCCAAAUGAUCCAACAAAGAUCUUCCUACAGCAGCCUACACCAGAGUCAAAUCUUAGACGGCGUACAUACCAUUCACAAGGGGACAACCCCAUGUAGACAAGCACAAUUCGGUGUCUACUCAUAUAUGCAUCGUAGAUACUUGCCUGGUCAUGUUCUUAUUUUCAAUCACUUAUGGAAUCUGAAUCUUGAUUUUACUCUCUAAGUUUGAAUGUCGUUGUAUACACUGUCAUAUGUGUACAGUCAGUAAGUCAUAAUGCUUUGAAAGGUGCCUAUCGAUUUAUUGUGCAACUGUGGGCAUAAUGUGGCUGCUUUUGCUCAUCCUGUUAAGAUCACGGGCACAAUUUUUUUUUUGGACAUAACAACUAAUAGGGUAAAGGAAGUAGAAAGAGUCGCACAAAAACCUUUUCGUGUUUGUUUCCUCCCCUCUAAAUUUGCUAUACAAAUUAAGGAAAUUCAAAUUGUAUCUUUCUAAAUCU
This is a messenger RNA of Amaranthus tricolor (Joseph's coat), 1162 nucleotides long. RefSeq lists its product as uncharacterized. Gene Ontology annotation, molecular function: transcription coactivator activity; chromatin DNA binding. Gene Ontology annotation, cellular component: nucleus. The transcript has 5 exons. Bases 177 to 782 code for a protein of 201 amino acids. Gene Ontology annotation, biological process: positive regulation of DNA-templated transcription. NCBI's taxonomy places the organism in Eukaryota, Viridiplantae, Streptophyta, Magnoliopsida, Caryophyllales, Amaranthaceae. The record is from RefSeq and is a predicted model, not a curated record.